This is a messenger RNA of Xenopus tropicalis (tropical clawed frog), 3805 nucleotides long. RefSeq names its product paired box 3 (gene pax3). Gene Ontology annotation, biological process: anatomical structure morphogenesis; Wnt signaling pathway; hatching gland development. The record is from RefSeq and is a predicted model, not a curated record. Bases 667 to 2127 code for a protein of 486 amino acids. Gene Ontology annotation, cellular component: nucleus. Gene Ontology annotation, molecular function: DNA binding; DNA-binding transcription factor activity, RNA polymerase II-specific. The transcript has 9 exons. Lineage: Eukaryota; Metazoa; Chordata; Amphibia; Anura; Pipidae.
CCUGUGUGUGUCUGUGUGUGUGUCUGUGUGUGUUUGUGCCUGUGUGUCUGUCUGUGUGUGUGUUUGUGUAGGGAGAGAACUGGGGGUGGGGACAAAUAAAAUAUGGCAGUGUAUUUACAAAGUUGUUUCAUGCUCUGUAGGAGCCCUACACUAUCGAGGGCUUGUGCAGACUUGGCUGAGUUUCCAGCUGUAGAGGGACCCCAACAGGGAAUGGAAUUAAUGGGUUAAAAUGUGGUAUCUGCAGAGUAAAACUGCACUUAGAAGCGAUGCCCUGUACUGCUAUGCAGAGUGGAGACACUUGAUGAUGAUGAAGGGGCGGAGUUAGCAAUUCCCCUCACCGGGAUGGCAGGGGUUCUCGCCAAUGAGAAUUGACUUCCCUAGACGGGACAGGGCUGGGAUUGGCCAAUAGCAGAGCGGAGCUCCUUGUGCAGCCUCAGCUGAAAGAACUAAUAAAUACUUCUAUGCAGACUCGCACCUCACUCUCAGCAAACAGUCAGGAACUCUCUGGGUCCCAACGGGCCCCCGGCAAUUGCCCUACACUAGUUACCUCCGAGGCAGGACAGGACUCGCAGGACUUGCUCUCUCCUCUGGCAUCUGCUGCACACAGUGGCACCUCUCACUCUCUCUCUACAGGGGACUUGGAUAUAAUAUCUGGCGAGGGACCUGAUGAUGACCAGCUUGGCUGGAGCUGUGCCAAGAAUGAUGAGACCAGGCCCAGGGCAGAACUAUCCCCGGACUGGCUUCCCUCUGGAAGUGUCCACUCCUUUAGGCCAAGGCAGGGUGAACCAGCUGGGUGGAGUGUUUAUCAAUGGCAGACCCCUGCCCAACCACAUCAGGCACAAGAUAGUGGAGAUGGCCCACCAUGGCAUCAGGCCCUGCGUUAUCUCCCGGCAGCUCAGGGUUUCCCAUGGCUGCGUCUCCAAGAUCCUUUGCCGCUACCAGGAGACCGGAUCCAUCAGACCCGGAGCCAUCGGGGGCAGCAAACCCAAGCAGGUGACUACUCCAGAAGUGGAGAAAAAGAUCGAAGAAUUUAAAAGAGACAACCCGGGUAUGUUCAGCUGGGAAAUUCGCGAUAAAUUACUUAAAGACGGAGUAUGUGAUCGCAAUACUGUGCCUUCAGUGAGCUCCAUCAGCCGAAUUCUGAGGAGCAAAUUUGGGAAAGGGGAUGAGGAGGACAUAGAGUUGGAUCGGAAGGAGCAGGAGGAGAGUGAGAAGAGGGCAAAGCACAGCAUUGAUGGGAUCCUUAGGGAAAGAGCUCCAGCGUCCCCUGAGUCUGAAGAAGGCUCUGACAUUGACUCAGAACCAGACCUUCCCCUGAAGAGGAAGCAGCGCCGCAGCAGAACCACAUUCACUGCAGAGCAGUUGGAAGAGUUGGAGAGGGCAUUCGAGAGAACCCACUACCCAGAUAUUUACACUCGAGAAGAACUGGCUCAGAGAGCCAAGCUCACAGAGGCGCGAGUUCAGGUGUGGUUUAGCAACCGACGCGCUAGAUGGAGAAAGCAAGCAGGAGCCAACCAACUCAUGGCAUUCAACCACCUGAUCCCAGGGGCAUUUCCUCCUGCAGCUAUGCCAGCUCUGCCAACCUACCAAUUAUCAGAAACCUCUUACCAGCCCACAUCUAUACCACAAGCUGUGUCUGAUCCAAGCAACACAGUUCACAGGCCCCAGCCGCUCCCUCCAAGCAGUGUGCACCAAAGCAGUCUUCCUUCCAACCCAGAGAGCAGUUCGGCCUACUGCUUGCCCAGCGGCCGGCAUGGAUUUUCCAGCUACACAGACAGCUUUGUGCCCCCAUCUGGGCCUUCCAACCCUAUGAACCCAGCCAUUGGCAACGGCCUUUCACCUCAGGUUAUGGGUCUCCUGACUAACCAUGGUGGAGUUCCACAUCAGCCUCAGACGGAUUAUGCCUUAUCUCCUUUAACUGGAGGCCUGGAGCCUCCCACAGCUGUAUCAGCAAGUUGUAGCCAGAGACUGGAACAUAUGAAGAGCUUGGAUAGUCUGUCAACAUCACAGUCUUACUGCCCACCAACAUACAGCACCUCAGGUUACAGCAUGGAGCCUGUCACAGGAUACCAAUAUCCCCAGUAUGGACAGAGUGCCUUUCAUUAUCUGAAGCCAGAUAUUGCAUAAAGGAGAUGUCCCUCUUGUGCUCUAACACUCAGAAUGGAUACCCAUCAUUGUACAAGUGGCUCAAACUGCAAGACAGAAACACAGCGAACAUUUAUCCGUUACUCAUGGAUAGUGCGGGAUUCCAUGCUGAUUGAUGGUUAGAUUCUGCAAUGGACCUGGUGUUUUGGCUAAAGACAAUGUGAUUCCACAUAUGGCAUUCCAAGGGCUGACGCCACAAACUGUUUACAAAUGAACUUGAAGCCUAAAUAAGUCUUACAAACUGUAUUUGCCAUGUCCCAAGAACCAACUUCCUUUUUGGAGAAUUAUUUGACAGAAAAUCUUAUUACAGAGUUCAAAGUAAACUAUGUUUUGCAGAGCGGAUUAUAAGAUGCCCCUUGAUAUUUUACAUUAUCAUCGACUCAAGAAAUUUUGGGAAUGACUCAAAACAACAAAAGACGAGGAACUUUUCACAUGUUCACAAAAAAGGACUAAUUUUGGGAAGAUAAAAGUUUAAAUGACCAGGAGCAGUUAUUUCAGUUUUGUUGCUGAGUAAAGGCUUGUUUGAUCUGAACACAAGUUCUGACCUCUACACAUAACAACAAAGUACUUUCCUUCAUUAUUUAGGAUCCACUUAAGGAAACUGAAUUACAGAAUGCAGAGUAAUCUGCCAAAAGAAACAGUGAGGAACACACAACACCACAUUUUGACUCCAAAAUAUUGAUUCUUUGGCUGUCAAUUAACGUGCAAUACCAUACCUCACUUCUACUUUGUAAGAAACCUCUGUAUCAUGCUUUGCAAAUAUAGUGGUUUUAUAUUUUAUUGGUUCAAAAAAUGUUUGAGUUUGGAUAGACACUUUUUUACAUUUUAAAAACUUUCUACUCUCUAAGGGAAGACACAUUCCACAGUGUUGUUUGUUGAAGGAUCUCCUCCAGACUUUCAGGGGUGGAUUUGACUAUGGCUUGAUUCAGGUAUUUAAAAGGAAUAGUUCAGAUCACUGUAGCAGGAAGUGGGUUAGGGAUCUAAAUGUUGAGUACUUAAGUUAUAUAACAAAAUGGUAAAUUUUCCUAAUGGGCUAAUUCAGGGCCAGACUGGGAUUCAAAAUAGGCCCUAGUACACAGAGGCCCAAACAGCCCCCCACAGGCCCAAUAAAUAGUGACUGUCUAUGGCAUCUUACAGCAGCCCCUCUGGCAUUUGCCAGAGUAAACAGAUUGCUAGUCUGGGCCCAGGCUAGUUGGAGUCAAACCUACAUUCAUGUUAUGUUCCAUUGCUGUCGGUAAAAUAUUUACAAAAUGUGGCCCAGUUAUUUGCAUUGAUAAGUGGGGUUUAACUUUCAACAGUUAUAGCAAAGUAAUAAUGAAGUCACUGCCAUGAAAGUACUGAAAUGGAGAUUUGGAUUAGGUAAAGGGGUGGGAAUUACAGGUGGUUUUAUUUAUUUGUCUGUUUUACCCAAUCAAGAAAACGAGGUAGAAAGCAUACAUUCCUUCAAGAAUUAUGGGUAAUAAAUUAGGGGGUUUAGAUAGGAAAAAGGUAGUGUUGAAAUCAGGCUUUCGUCUUAGAGGUGAUGGAAGAAGUUACAUUUUAUCUGUGCUUUGCCGGAUUUACUGGCAACAAAUGCUGCAAUAUGUUUCAUGUACAAAAAAAAUGCAGUAUAUAUUUACUAUUUAUAAUAAAUAAACAAGUAUAAAGACUUGCAAUGCAA